Molecule: messenger RNA, 882 nt
Organism: Emys orbicularis (European pond turtle)
Lineage: Eukaryota; Metazoa; Chordata; Testudines; Emydidae
Product: disintegrin and metalloproteinase domain-containing protein 21-like
Exons: 7
Coding region: 1-882 (293 amino acids)
Biological process (GO): male gonad development
Cellular component (GO): plasma membrane; sperm head plasma membrane; external side of plasma membrane
Source: RefSeq, a predicted model, not a curated record
AUGGAGAGACUGCCAAGACUGAUCAAGCCCUCGGAUCGCUACCCCUUUCUGCUUCUCCACAUGGGCACCAAUGAUACUGCCAAGAAGGACCUUGAGCUGAUCACUGCAGACUACGUGGCUCUGGGAAGAAGGAUAAAGGAGUUUGAGGCGCAUGUGGUGUUCUCAUCCAUCCUCCCUGUGGAAGGAAAAGGCCCAGGUAGAGACUGUCGAAUCAUGGAAGUCAACGAAUGGGUGUGCCUACGGAGUGGUUGUUGCCUAUCCAAUUGUACAAUAAAGCCAGGUGCUGCCUGUAUUUCUGGACUUUGCUGCAAAAACUGUCAGUUUCAUAGACAAGGGAAAAUAUGCAGAGAAAGUAUUGGUGAGUGUGACCUUCCUGAGUACUGCAAUGGGACUUCAGACUGGUGCCCAGAGGAUGUAUUUAAGCAAGAUGGAACUCCAUGCGGUGACAAUGACUGUUGUUUCCAAGGGAGAUGCCGUAACCACGAGAGACAGUGCAAAGCUGUAUUUGGCAAAGUUCAAACCCCAGUUGAUGAUAUCUUGUGUUGGGGUACAGAAUUUAAUAGUGGGAGAGACACGGUGGAUGUUGGCUCAGUGGGAGAUGGCACCGCAUGUGGUGAUAACAAGAUAUGUAUAAACAGGACAUGUGUCAAUAUAACAAUUCUGGAUUACGAUUGUAAUUACACAAAAUGCAGUAACAGAGGGAUGUGCAACAGUAAGAAAAACUGCCAUUGUAAUUUUGGUUGGGCCCCUCCAGACUGUACAUUAAAAGGCUUUGGAGGAAGUGUUGACAGUGGACCCCCUCCGACUACCAGUACUGUCAGCCAUGCCUUUGUCACAUCCAGUCCAUACUACAGCAAUGUGGUCAGUUGGAGCUGCCCUUGA